Salvelinus fontinalis (brook trout) is the source of this 3179-nucleotide messenger RNA. Its product is annotated as sorting nexin-1-like. Bases 2 to 1561 code for a protein of 519 amino acids. The record is from RefSeq and is a predicted model, not a curated record. Gene Ontology annotation, molecular function: phosphatidylinositol binding. Lineage: Eukaryota; Metazoa; Chordata; Actinopteri; Salmoniformes; Salmonidae. Gene Ontology annotation, biological process: early endosome to Golgi transport; intracellular protein transport. Gene Ontology annotation, cellular component: endosome; endosome membrane. The transcript has 15 exons.
CAUGGCGGCUAGCUCACCGCGGAAUCCCCCUCCGCUCCCUGGAGCAGAGAACCAAGACCCACUUUCCGAAAUGGCAGAUGAAGACAGUGACGAAGGGGAGGAUAUAUUCGUUGGCAAUAGCAACCCUGUUGCAGAGUCCUUUCAUCCUGACACAGCCAAUGGUGAAGAACCAGCUGACCUCUUCAGUGAAGAAGAAACCAGCACCGCUGUCAACAGUUCCAUCACAACCUUUAAGUCCAACGGUGUCCAUUCAGACAAUGAGAAUGAUCUAUUUGCAGAGGUCUCGGUGGAGCUGUCCAUGGAGAACCCCAGCACCACAGCCAAGACCUCUGGAGCUGAAUUCACCCCGUCACUUACACUAUCAGCAACACAACCCAGGUCUAUGGAGCAGUUGGAAGAGGAAAAGGAUGAGGACAGCUUUGACAUGGACGUUGCUGUCACCAAUCCAGAGAAAAUUGGAGAUGGCAUGAACGCUUACAUGGCCUACAAGGUGUCCACUCGGACUACAUUACCCAUGUUCAGGAACAGGACAUUCUCGGUGUGGAGGAGGUUCAGUGAUUUCCUUGGGCUGUAUGAGAAGCUGUCGGUGAAGCACUCGCUGAACGGCUGUAUCAUCCCUCCACCACCAGAGAAGAGCGUUGUGGGGAUGACCAAAGUGAAGGUGGGAAAGGAGGACUCUUCCUCGGCUGACUUUGUGGAGAGGAGGAGAGCGGCUCUGGAGAGGUACCUGCAGAGAGUAGUGUGUCACCCGUCCCUGUUACAAGACCCUGAUGUCAGAGAGUUCCUGGAAAGAGACGAGCUGCCUAGGGCGGUGGGUACACACACACUGAGUGGAGCUGGCUUCCUGAAGAUGAUCAACAGAGCAUCUGAUGCUGUCAGUAAGCUGACCAUCAAGAUCAGCUACUCGGACGCUUGGUUUGACAACAAACUGCAGGAGGUGGAGAGCGAGGAUCUGCAGCUGAGGAAACUCCAUGCGGUGGUGGACUCCCUGGUCAACCACAGAAAGGAGCUCUGCGGAAACACAGCAGUGUUCGCCAAGAGCAUGGCCAUGCUGGGCAACUCGGAGGACAACACAGCUCUGUCCCGGGCCCUCUCCCAACUGGCCGAGGUGGAGGACAAGAUGGAGACGCUACACCAGGAGCAGGCGGCCAGCGACUUCUUCAUCUUGGCCGAGCUGCUGGCCGACUACAUCCGCCUACUUGGAGCCGUCAGGGGCUGUUUUGAGCAGCGCAUGAAAACGUGGCAGCGCUGGCAGGAGGCUCAGAGCACCCUGCAGAAGAAGAGGGAGGUUGAGGCAAAGCUUCUGUGGGCCAACAAGCCUGACAAACUACAACAGGCCAAAGAGGAGAUUACUGAGUGGGAGGGUAAAGUCACUCAGUAUGAGAGGGAUUUUGACAGGAUCUCUGUAACCGUUCGCAAGGAAUUCCUCAGGUUUGAGAAAGAGAAGUCCAAGGACUUCAAAAGCCAGAUAGUGAAAUAUCUGGAGUCUCUUCUACAGUCUCAACAGCGGCUCGUAAUGUUCUGGGAAGCAUUCUUGCCUGAAGCAAGAGCGAUAGCAUGAUGAAGCUUGAGGACGUUAGGAAGAGAACGACUGCCUUUUUGAACACUUUACCUCCUGACUAUGUACCCAGAAGACAAUGCAACAGAGGGGACAACUACUCUACAGCUCAUCCAUAUUCUUUUAGCAUUAGUCAUUUAUUUUCCAGCUUUUCAGUAAUGCUCUACAUCAGCACAAUGUAUUGAUUCAACAGAGAUGAAUUUGACAGUAUAGCUUUUCUAUGUAAACAUGUCAGUGGUGUAAGUGGGAUAUUUUUUUACUCUGUGUUCUUGGGCCACCCUUACUCAGAUAGGAAGAGUUUGGCUUUCCAAUCCUAAAGUGUUCACAUUUUGAGGUACUUCCCUAGAGUAGUAGUGUUUGUUUACAGUGGAGGGCAGUUCAUAACUGUUUACAAAAGCUCAUGAAAUAACUUUUGGAUCCACAAACGCAUAGGGGAAUGUAGUAAAUUGUGUGUGUCCUGUGAAAUACCACUUUGACUAGAGAGCUCAUUCAAACUGAAAGACGGACUAAUACCAACGGUCCUCAAUUUGUGCAUUUCCAGACCUACAGUGAAGGGACAAAAUAAUGGAAGCACGGAGUGUAUGUUUAUGGUGACCCAUCCGAUGAGUGUGCCUGCCUGUGUCUUUGUGUGUGUUCACCAUUGUUUGAUCAUCUGUUUCCUCAAAUAAUUAUGAUCAACAACAGUCUUUCUGAACUGACCAUCAGUAUAUUUUUACAUCUGUGUUCAAACAUGUAGCCUCAUUGAAUUCAAUGUGAUUGUGAAAUGUGUCAUGUUCAGUGGUUGAAAAAGUACUAAAUGUUCAUACUUGAGUAAUAGUACAAAGUUAAAGUCAAUGCUAUACAUAAAAUUCCUUAUAUUAAGCAAACCAGACGGCACGAUUUUCUUGUUUUUUAUUUAUUUACAGACAGACUGCGGCACACUCCAACACUCAGACAUAAUUUACAAAAGCAGUAUUUGUGCUUAAUGAGUCCGCCAGAUCAGAGGCAGUAGGGCUGACAAUGCGUUAUAUAGAUAGGUGUGUGAAUUGGACCAUAAUUCUAUCCUGCCUCAGCAUUCAAAAUGUAAUGAGUUCUUUUGGGUUUCGGGGUUGAUGUAUGGGAGUAGUACAUAUCUUUAGGAAUGUUAUGGAGUAAAAGUAGUCAAAUAUAAAUAGUAAUGUAAUGUACACAUACCCAAGUAUUUUUUUUCUUAAGUACUUUAAACCACUGGUUAUGUUUCCUCACAAUUUUGAUAAACUAGCAACAGUGCUUGACUUGGACUGAAAUAGGUGUCAGUACUCAUUUUGGGUGCUGGUACUGUUAAGGUGCAGGAACUCCAUAAUACUUUUGAACUAAAUAUUCUAUAUAAGGUGCAGGAACUUGAGCAGUAGAAAAUUAGGUACCGGUAUUCAGUUCCGGUUGGGGUUAUACCCAAAUCCAGCACUGACUAGCAGUGUGUAAUGAUGAUGAAAGCAUAGUGAUAACAAGUGUUGGCUCCUUUAGUUUUCUUACCCAACAUUUAUAUGAGUGUCUGUUCUUUUUCCUCAAGAUGUGCUUUAUUUUUUGUAACCACUCGCAUUUAGAUAAGAUAUUCCUGAAAAUUCUAUAGAAGGGAGUAAUAAAGAUGAUUGAUUGAACUUCG